Molecule: messenger RNA, 1539 nt
Organism: Entamoeba nuttalli P19
Lineage: Eukaryota; Evosea; Mastigamoebida; Endamoebidae
Exons: 1
Coding region: 1-1539 (512 amino acids)
Source: RefSeq, a predicted model, not a curated record
AUGUUACUUUUCUUUAUUUUCUUAGGUGUUGCUUUGUCACAUCAGUCAGACUUUACUAUUCUCCCUUCUUCGCCAACAAUGCAUAUCUCGUAUGACAUUAAAAAAAAUGUUGUCAAAAGUGAGUCUGCAUUAAUCAUUGCUCAUUUUAAUUCAGGAUUUCCUUUACCUACACACCUUAUUCCAAAAGAUGGUACACAACGAAUUCAAAUUGCAACAAAACGUCCUCACGCUGUUGCUUAUAAUUUUUUCAGAAUAAAAGAAUAUUCAUCUCCAAUUGAAAUGAAUAUUUUCACCUUAAAUGGUAAUUAUUCCAAUCCAUCUGAAAGAUUUAAUGAAAUUAUGAGCGAUUUUGCAGGAAGAAAGUUUAAAGAAAUAGGUAAAUAUGAUAGUUCAGUAAUAGACUUAAUACAUUCGACAUUAAUCAGUGUUGAAACAAAUGCCACUAAAGAUACUGGAGACUAUUAUUUUGUUGAAAUGGCAGGAGACCAAUCAUAUUAUAACUAUAAUUUUACUGAGAGUAUUCUUCAAGAAUAUAGAAAAAGGAAAGAAGGGAAAAGUAAAUAUACUGAGAUGUACAAUUAUUUGAUGGAUUCAUUAGAUAAUGUUAGAAAAGAAUGGGGGUUAGAUGAUAUUCAAACAAGUGAAAGAAUAGAAAGUAUUAUUUCCUUUGAUUUUGUUAAUAAAGUUUUCAAUUAUUCAGAAAUCAGUGUUAUAUUUAAUGAAACAAUGACUAUAAAAUAUCCUAAAAUUGAAGAAGAUCAUAUUCGAUUAUUAACAUAUUUAACAUCAUGUGGUACUGAUAUAAUGACAAAAGAACAUGUUUGUAAAUUUACUCGUCAUAGACCAGCAAAUGAAAAUGGACAAGUCGUUACUACUCCUCAAAUUAAAAGAGAAUUGCCAAAAGGUGCUUUUAUUCAACACCUUGAAUAUCCAAAAAGUAAUGCAUUCAAAAAUUACAGUAUUGAAGUAAGUCCUUUAUUUAUGAAUGCAUCUUGUUUUCAUUGUUCUGUUUAUUAUUUAUACAAUUUACCAAGCGUUGUUUAUUUUAGUGAAGGUGAUAUUAAAAAGAUUACAAACCAAAAAUUAAAUAUAAAGGUUGUUUCUGAGUCACCAUAUCAUUCUCAUCUCAUUCUUAUUCAAAGAAAUACAUCAUCAUUUAUUGAUUCAUUUUCAAUUCCUUUCCAUGUAAUCCCAACAGCUAUUUCUGAACCAUUUGAAAUUCAGAUUCCAUUAGUAUUCCAGAAAUGUCCAGUUCAUUGUAGUCAACAUUUCUUGUUAAAUCAUCUUCUUGAAUAUAAUAAGAAUGAUUCUUCUAUUCAUGAAGUUUAUGAAACUUCUAAAAUUAAUUCUAUUUUAUUUGGAUGUACUGAUACUACAAUAAAUCAAGUGUAUGACCCUCAUUGUGAAAAACAAAUUGUAAAAGGAAAUACACCUAAACUUCUAACUUGGGUAGAUGAAUUGAUGAAAUAUAAAAAUUUCAUUAUCAUUUAUACAACAAGUAUUUUCGGUUUAGUCAUACUUGCUGCAUUCUUCCUCUAA